This is a messenger RNA of Tribolium castaneum (red flour beetle), 1812 nucleotides long. Its product is annotated as trehalase. Gene Ontology annotation, biological process: trehalose catabolic process. The transcript has 2 exons. The record is from RefSeq and is a predicted model, not a curated record. Lineage: Eukaryota; Metazoa; Arthropoda; Insecta; Coleoptera; Tenebrionidae. The coding region runs from base 101 to 1792 and encodes 563 amino acids. Gene Ontology annotation, molecular function: alpha,alpha-trehalase activity.
UAUUUUUUGAGUUUUGUUUUUUGACACACAUGUCAAAAUAUUGUCAAUGUUGGUGUUAAAACUGGUGUAAAAAUGCCUGUCCCGCCCGAAAUCCAGUGUCAUGAACGCGUUUCAUGUCGUUGUGAUUUUCCUAAUGGUCCGAGCGCUAAGUAGUCAGACCGUGACGUGCAAAAGUCCGAUCUUCUGCCAGGGGGAUUUGCUGCGCGUGGUCCAAAUGGCCGGGAUCUUCAAGGACUCGAAAACGUUCGUUGAUAUGAGUCUGGUCAGGACGAUGGAAAAGACGCUCAAAAAUUUCGAGAUUAUGAUGACCAGAACCGGGGGAAGUCCGAACAAGAACGAUGUUGUUGAGUUCAUCCAGAAGAACUUCCAAGCGUCGCAUAAUGAGCUGGACAACUGGUACCCGACCGACUACCAGGUGAACCCGCCCUUUUUGCGCAAAAUCAAGGAUGUGAGGAUUAGGGCGAUCGCGAAGAAAUUGCUGGACAUUUGGCCGAAUCUGGGUCGGAAGAUCAAGCCCGAAGUGAUGCAGAACCCCUUCAAGUACUCCAUCAUCCCGGUGCCCAAUGGGUUUAUCGUGCCUGGGGGGCGGUUCCGGGAAAUCUACUACUGGGACUCGUACUGGAUCAUGAAGGGGUUGCUGAUUUGCGAUAUGAAACACACCGUGAAGGGGAUGAUUGAUAAUUUCUUCCGGAUUAUUGACAUGUAUGGGUUUAUCCCGAACGGGGGGAGAAUCUACUACUUGGACCGGUCGCAACCGCCACUUUUAACACUCAUGGUGGCCGACUUUUUGGAGGUUUCGAAGGAAGUGUUGUGGUUAAGGAACAAUAUGAAAUAUUUGGAGAAGGAACUAAUGUAUUGGUUGACUAUGAAGACGGUCCAGGUGGAAAAACACGGGCAGAAGUAUCGGUUGGCUCGGUACCGCUCCAGUGAUAAUACGCCACGUCCUGAGUCCUACAUCGAGGACAUACACACAGCCUCCAGGUACCGCACCGAAGACGAGAAGCGCCAGUGCUACCAAAACAUCCGAACGGGGGCCGAGACCGGCUGGGACUUCUCCGGCCGUUGGUUCUUCGACCACCAGGGCGGCAACCGCGCCGACUUGAGCACAAUCAACCCCACUCGCGUCAUCCCCGUGGACUUGAACGCGUUUCUAUGCCGCUGCUUCAAAAUCAUGCACGAGUUCUACAAGAAAUUCCGCAACCACGAACGGGCUGCCUUCUGGCUGCAGAAGUACAAUGAGUGGCUGAAAGCCAUCAGAGACGUGCUGUACAACGUGGAGGACGGCAUCUGGUACGAUUACGAUAUCGAGCUCAGAGUCCAAAGAAAACAUUUCUAUCCCAGCAACUUUGCGCCGCUCUGGACUGAGUGUUACGACACCAGCAUCAGGCAAAGUUACGGGAAAAACGCCACCAAUUAUCUGGUCCAGAAGGGGAUUCUCAACUACGAAGGGGGGAUUCCCACGUCCCUGUUUGAGACAGGGGAACAGUGGGACAUGCCAAAUGCGUGGGCCCCCACACAGGCAAUUGUGAUUUUUGGGCUGGAUAAGAGCCAGGAUCCUGGAGCGAAGAAGGUGGCCCAGGACUUGGCGUUUCGCUGGAUUGAUUCGUUGGUUAAAGUGGCAGAAGACACCCAUGAGAUGUUCGAGAAGUACAACGCCAUGUUCAAGGGGAUGUAUGGGGGUGGGGGCGAGUAUGAGGUCCAGACGGGGUUUGGGUGGACUAAUGGGGUCAUGUUGGAGCUUAUUGAGCACUAUUAUAUUAAGAACAAAGGGGCGAACACCACAGAGACGUAAUAAAUUUCGUUUAGUUGGUA